AUGCAUAAGUUUGAACCCCCAGAGACUGGGUGGUCAGGGCCGAUACUUUCGAGUUCCCUUGCCUCUUGUUACAUUGUGCGGAAUAUUUCUUUGACUUCAGCCAAGCCAGGAACGACGUCCGUAUUGCAUCUGAAAUGUUUGAAUGAACUGUUCUCUCAUGGCAUCAAGGUGAAAGUAAGGCAACUGGCUUGGAUAUUUGCCCUGAAAUCGCGAGGUCGUUCUCGGAACGCGUUGAGUUGUCACGUUGCAGCCAUGAUGCUCGUUCGGGAGGACUCCAGAGUCUCAUUAGACGUGGGAAACGCUGCUUGA
Molecule: messenger RNA, 309 nt
Organism: Colletotrichum orchidophilum
Lineage: Eukaryota; Fungi; Ascomycota; Sordariomycetes; Glomerellales; Glomerellaceae
Exons: 1
Coding region: 1-309 (102 amino acids)
Source: RefSeq, a predicted model, not a curated record